Molecule: messenger RNA, 1137 nt
Organism: Colletotrichum chrysophilum
Lineage: Eukaryota; Fungi; Ascomycota; Sordariomycetes; Glomerellales; Glomerellaceae
Exons: 2
Coding region: 1-1137 (378 amino acids)
Source: RefSeq, a predicted model, not a curated record
AUGGGCAUCAACAAACUUCUUGCGGCGUCCGCCAUGGUCGGCUGCUCUCUCGGAGCUGCCAUCAACGACACUACUCGAACCCUCGAGCUCGCCCCUCAGUAUUUCAAUGGCACUGUCUCCGUCGAGCACCUCUCUGUGGCUGGCAACCUCGAUGGCUUCAAGAUGCUGACGCCGGCUGCGCGAAAGUCUGCCGACUUUUGGUACUUCGAUGUCUUCUCCAAGGCCACCAACCAGACUCUCAACAUUGUCUUCUUCAACACUGGCGAAUUCCAGCAAUACCCUCACCCUCUCGCUAUUCAAGUUUCUGGUGUCUAUGCCAACGGCACGGACUUCUACUAUGAAGCUUUGGCUGACUCGGGCGUCACCCUCACCAAUGGACCUAAGGGUAUCACUGGUGACUGGAAGGGAGUUGGCAACUUCGAUGGUUCCGCUUUGGACAAGCCUGAUGUUGAAUACCACAUCAACAUUGACUCUUCCGUCAUGGAUAUCAAGGGUAACAUUACCUUCAAAUCCACCGCACCCGCCCACUACCCCUGCGACCUCAACGGCGCUGUUGGUGCCAACCAGAACCUCCUCCCUGGACUUUACUGGGCCAACGCAGUUCCCGACGCCGACACGACCGUCGACCUCACAGUCAAGGACACCGCUAUCAGCUUCACCGAUGGAGUAGGAUACCAUGACAAGAACUGGGGAAACCAGUCCAUCAUCGACGGCCCCCGCUACUGGGACUGGGGUCACGGCCGCUUUGGACCUUACUCAGUCCUCUGGUACAACCUCCUCGACUACAACGGCAACGAGAGCCGCCGCUCUUACGUCGUCAAGGAUGGCGAGGUGCUCUUGGUCAGCUGCAGCCUUGAUAGCAUGGUCGUCCGCCAGAAGGGAGACAAGGCUGCUUGGCCUCCUGUCACUGGUCUGCUCGAGACCGAGGGCAUCACGGUCAACUACACACUGCCAACCGGCGAAACCUUGGCGCUGGACAUCACCACUGAGCUUAUCGUCAGGGAUGAGAAGGGCGCUUACCAGCGCGCUAAUGGUCUUAUCAAGGGUGGCAUUGUUGGCCAAGAGACCUUUGAGGGCCGUGGUCACUACGAGGAGUUCAUCUUCGGCAUCGUCAACGACUAUACUCCUCAGUUCUAA